Molecule: messenger RNA, 1548 nt
Organism: Pelobates fuscus (common spadefoot toad)
Lineage: Eukaryota; Metazoa; Chordata; Amphibia; Anura; Pelobatidae
Product: succinate--CoA ligase [ADP-forming] subunit beta, mitochondrial-like
Exons: 1
Coding region: 7-1389 (460 amino acids)
Biological process (GO): succinyl-CoA metabolic process; tricarboxylic acid cycle
Cellular component (GO): succinate-CoA ligase complex; mitochondrion
Molecular function (GO): metal ion binding; succinate-CoA ligase (ADP-forming) activity; ATP binding
Source: RefSeq, a predicted model, not a curated record
GACAACAUGGCGGUCUCCAUCAUGUACAGCCGGCUGUCAGCGGGACUGAGGAGCCGGGCGCCCCGGGCCGCCCUCGGCUCUGCCGUUCAGGUGCUCAGUGGAUUUCCUGGACUUUUUGGUGGUCAUGGCUUGCAAGCACAACAGCAGAGGAACCUUUCACUGCAUGAGUAUCUUAGCAUGGAUCUGUUGAAAGAUGCUGGAAUUGCCAUACCAAAGGGCUUUGUUGCAAAAACACCAGAGGAGGCUUAUUUAGUUGCAAAAGAAAUAGGUUCGAAAGAUCUGGUUGUAAAAGCGCAAGUGUUGGCUGGUGGCAGAGGUAAAGGUACCUUUGAAGGUGGUCUUAAAGGAGGAGUGAAGAUUGUUUAUUCUCCAGAAGAAGCCAAAGACAUUUCCUCACAAAUGAUUGGGAAGAAACUAUUUACAAACCAGACAGGAGAAAAGGGCAGGAUAUGCAAUCACGUAUUUAUUUGUGAGCGACGAUAUCCCAGGAGGGAGUACUACUUUGCAAUCACCAUGGAGAGAUUUUUUCAAGGUCCUGUGCUGAUUGGAAGCUCCCAAGGAGGUGUUAAUAUUGAAGAUGUUGCUGCUGAGAAUCCAGAUGGCAUUUUAAAGGAGCCCAUUGAUAUUGUGGAAGGUAUCAAGAAAGAGCAGGCUGCCAGGCUUGCUGAGAAAAUGGGCUUCCCGGCAAAUAUAAUAGAUGAGGCUGCACAGUGUAUGGUCAAUCUGUAUAAUCUGUUUAUGAAAUAUGAUGCCACAAUGGUGGAAAUAAAUCCAAUGGUGGAAGAUUCAUCAGGAAUAGUUAUGUGCAUGGAUGCAAAGAUCAAUUUUGACACUAAUGCAGCAUAUCGCCAGAAGGAAGUGUUUGAUCUCAGGGACUGGUCACAAGAAGACGAACGAGACCAACAAGCAGCAAAGGCUGACCUCAACUACAUUGGACUGGAUGGCAACAAUGGAUGUCUUGUGAAUGGAGCUGGUUUAGCAAUGGCUACAAUGGAUAUAAUAAAAGUUCAUGGAGGAACACCAGCAAAUUUCCUAGAUGUUGGAGGAGGUGCCACGGUUCACCAAGUAACAGAAGCAUUUAGACUAAUUACGUCUGAUAAAAAGGUUCUAGCUAUCCUGGUUAAUAUUUUUGGUGGCCUUAUGAGAUGUGAUGUUAUUGCGCAAGGCAUCAUAAUGGCUGUGAAAGACCUUGAACUGAGGGUGCCUAUUGUUGUCCGUUUGCAAGGUACAAGGGUUGAUGAUGCCAAAGCACUGAUAACUGCCAGCGGUCUGAAAAUUCUUGCUUGUGAUGACCUUGAUGAAGCUGCAAAAAUGGUUGUAAAGCUUUCAGAAAUCGUAUCAUUGGCAAAACAAGCACAAGUGGAUGUGAAAUUCCAGUUAUCAAUCUAAAGCUUCCCAAAAAGAAUUUUGUUGAAUUUGAACAUUUUUUGUGUUUUUUUUUUCUCUCUCCUUUUUCUUUCUAAACUUUAAUUAAAUGCUUUAUGACUGUAAAAUAGUUUGUGUUUAAACUGAGUUGCUGCUCUUUAAAUCAUUGUCACUUUACAUAUG